AUGUUGGCUAAAAUUUUUUGUUGGUGCAGUCAUUUGGAUGAUAGUAGAUUCAUCGAUGAAUUAAUGUCUAAAAAUGUUUCUUUCGUGAGAAUAGUUCGGGACCCGAAGACUGAUAAUAGUAAAGGUUUUGCUUUUGUGGCAUUCAAGGAGAAUGCAGCCAUACCACUUGCACUACAGCUUGAUGGAUCGAUCUUCAAAAGUCGUCCAUUGCGUGUCAAAAGAGUACAGAAGAAGAGCAAGACAAGGAGUCAUCAGCAUUCGCUGAGAAAUAUUGCGAAACAACGUACUGGUCAUAUGCUAAGAACGUAG
This is a messenger RNA of Brugia pahangi, 309 nucleotides long. The record is from the annotation of a GenBank genome assembly. Lineage: Eukaryota; Metazoa; Nematoda; Chromadorea; Rhabditida; Onchocercidae.